GCUGGUCACAUGGGGGACAGCAGUCUGUUUAAAACAGCCUCAGCUCGCUCACUCCGAGCAGUGCGAGACACCGAGACAGAUGCGCACGUCGCCUCUCUCUUCCACACAAGCGCUCACACACAUGCUCAACGUAAGGAGACGGCAACUUUCCUCUAUCGGACUGACACAAUACACACCCCUUGCCACACUGGAGGAAGAGGAUAAGGAGUGACAGAUCAGGAAAAGCAGGCAAUAAAGAGGAGGUUCCCUGGUGAAGAGGAGGACUGUGCGGAAGUUUCAUCUUUUCCAAGAUGGCAAACCUUGUGACAUCGCUGUGCUGUGUAGUUCUGGCCGCAGUGGUGGUAGCCUACGCGCAGAGACGCAGUCAGCUUGUCGCCAGGAACCAGUAUGAGCGAAUGGGCAGCGACGUCACCAUGCAAUGCGGAUCCCUUGACAACGACGCAUCGGUGUCAUGGAAGGUGAACGGGACGGACGUGAAGGCCCAGCACCGUCUGGAAGGCCCCAGACUGAUACUGACCCAAGUGGACCUGGGCCACAACGGACUCUACAGCUGCUUUCAGAACCCCAAUGGAGAGAGACGCGACACCAUCAACCUCCGCAUCGGCAUUUCCCCUCUGGAGCCGAUUGUCUCUUGUCGAUCCAACACGUAUCCCAACGGCUUCUACUGCAGCUGGCACCAGCAGCACUCGACUUACAUCCCCACCACAUUUGAAGUGGACGUUCAACAUAAAGAACGUUCGCUGGAUGUGCAAAAAGACGCCAUCCAUAAGAAUCGCUGCCACGUACGCUUUCCAGAGGUCUUCUCCAGCUCCCCGUACAAAGUCAACGUAACCGCAAUCAGCGCUUUGGGCAAAGCCUCCAGCACAAUCACUUUUCAGGAGCACAGUAUAGUCAAGCCAGACCCCCCUGAGCGUGUGACGGCGACUCCGAUCCGUUACAACGCACGAAGGCUGGAGGUAUCCUGGCAGAGUCCCGCCACCUGGCCCGACAUCGACACCUUCCCAUUAAAGUACUUUCUCCGAUACCGUCCGCUCAUCAAGGAGACGUGGCAGCACGUGGAACUAUCUGAGAGCACUUCUCACACCAUCACCGAUGCUUAUGCCGGGAAGGAAUACAUCAUCCAGGUCGCCGCCAAAGACACGGAGGUCGGAACAUGGAGCGACUGGAGCGUCGCCGUGCACGCCACACCUUGGAUUGAGGAACCAGUGCAGACCACCUCCACGACCGAUGUGGAGUAUCUCACGCAGACAAAGACUUCGCCCAUACCGUCAUCCAACGCACCACAUAAGGCUGAGCCUCCAGUGGGCGGAGCUGGCAAACUUCUCAACUUCUUCUCGCCUCUUCUCUUUGGGAUAGUGCUGCUUAUCAUGUAAUGUAACUGUCAAAAAGGAGAAGACGAAGAGGGGGAAGAAGAAGAGGCCGGAUCUUUGUUUUCUCUUUUUGCACAAGUCCCAAGGAUGUCGUGCAUUGAUCAUUUCUGUCUUAUCAUCGACUUACUUGCCAAGAUGACUUGUACAAUGCCCCCCUCCCCCACACCAAUGAAGCAGUUUCAAUUAAUGUCGACACGCAAGAGGAGCCGCCGCCUCAUCUUCAUCAUCGUCUUCAUCAGCAGCAACAGUAGAAGCAACGCUGAAAACACUUGCCCGCUGGCUUUAAUUUAAUUUGUUCGGCUGGUAUUGACUUUCCACUCUGCCUUUUUUUUUUUUUUUUUUUUUUUUCUCGGGUUUCGUGUGUGUGUGAAACGACAGCGGAAUUCACACAACAAAAACAAAAUCGGCGCACCUAAAAGUCGAGCAUGUGCUCACGUGCUUAUGCCCAGCCGCUGUGCCAGUGCCCCCAUACAGCUAAACCGUCAUGCCAAAGACUCAACGACGCCCCCUGCAGUAUAAAAUAUCAAAUAUGUUCCAAAUUCAACAGGGAUGCGAGGACCAACACUUGUCUGCUUGGUUGAAACAUUUUGCUUGCAUCUGUCAAGAAGGACGAUGAUUGUAAAAACAAAAACAAAUAUAUCUAUAUGUGGAAUAAAGUCUAAAGCUGCCCUACUAUUUUUUUUUUACUUCUGACAAAGAUAUAAGGCUCUUUUUCGGGUAGGCAUUGAUGGCUGUAAAAUAACACAAAUCACUUUGCUUUCUGACGCCUUCACGCGCAUAGAAAAUGUCUUUUUGCAGUUUUCAGUCACCAAGAUCAACUCUUGGUAUUAUGUUAUUCCGACGAGUACCGAUGUGUUUUAUUGUGGGUUUUUUUAUGUAUUUUAUGGAGAAACAACUACAAAACACACAUAUAGGCUUUUAGUUCAGUUUUUUUUUUAAUCCGACAUUCAUAAAGGCUUAUUUCUCUGAUCCAAUUUUGUAAACUAUGAUAUGUAACUUUAACAUUGAAGAAAAGUUUAUUAUUUAAUAAUAAUAAUAAAAAAAAUAAUGUAUGAAUUAGCAGUAGAAUGUCGUUACCUGUACCUGGGGUCUUUUUUAUAUCUGUAUAUACAAUGACAGGUUUCAACCAUUAAAUGUGACCAUUUCACAAUGAA
Messenger RNA from Syngnathus acus (greater pipefish), 2524 nucleotides. RefSeq names its product ciliary neurotrophic factor receptor (gene cntfr). The record is from RefSeq and is a predicted model, not a curated record. Bases 291 to 1373 code for a protein of 360 amino acids. Gene Ontology annotation, cellular component: external side of plasma membrane; membrane. The transcript has 11 exons. Gene Ontology annotation, molecular function: cytokine receptor activity; protein binding. NCBI's taxonomy places the organism in Eukaryota, Metazoa, Chordata, Actinopteri, Syngnathiformes, Syngnathidae. Gene Ontology annotation, biological process: cytokine-mediated signaling pathway.